AUGUCUGAUGUUAGUGAGGAUUUCAAGUUCACAUUGAAAGUGAUGAUCAAUAAGGAGAAAACUAAGGUGCUCUUUGCAGAAUCCGACAGCCAUUUUGUCGACGUUUUGUUGAGCUUCAUGACUCUGCCGCUGGGAAGAGUUAUCAAAGUCCUCAACAACCACUACGGCGAGAAGGCACCCUCCAUUGGAAGCCUAAGCCAUUUGUACCGUACCUUGGAACAUUUUGACAACGCUCAGUUCGUGACACAGGAUGCUAAGGAGUUUCUGCUUAAUCCAAGAAGUUCUUUUGAAGAUGAAUAUAAAAUGCUGAAACUAGAUUUUAUUGAUUCUCAGUCGUCUCGUCAGUAUUUCUGUUGCUUCAACUGCCGUCAUGUGUCUCAUAGUGUAAGCAUAUACUAUGAUCAACCCCGUUGCCAAAAAUGCUUAUAUUUGUUUAUUAAGGAGUUAGAUGUAGCUGAAGCUUCUUCUAAAGGAGUUUUUAUCUCAGACAAAGCAUCUUUCAUAAUUUCCGAUGAUCUGCAAAUAUUUCAUAGUGCUACAGGUCUCUUUCGAAUCAUCAGUAUUCUUGGCAUUCACGGCAUAGAUGAAGCUCAUGCGAUUGAUGUGACAAUAGGAUUGGAUGAGAUAUUGAGUUUGCUGAAGCUAUCCAUCAUCUCUCCAACACCAUUGUCGGACCUCAUACUGAACAAAGCAAGUUUGGUUCUUGAUUCGGAGCCAAAGGCAUUAGUUAAUCAUAACGAGAUCCGAGAAAAUCCAGAGUCUACAAAGAUGGUUUUGAAACUGGCUGUACAAAAGUCUAAAAGUAAGGUAUUGCAUGCUCAAGCUGGGGAAGAUUUUGUUGAGUUUCUCUUUAGUUUCUUCAAUAUUCCGUUGGGCGGCCUUGGUAACCUUUUUGCCGGAAAGACUUAUUUUAUGGCUAUAGACAACUUGCAACGGAGCAUAGCAGAACUUAUUGAAGAUAAGUAUUUCAAGAGCCCGGAUAUGAAAAAGAAGCUAAUGAAACCUAAUCUGGUUCAUGGUUGUGUUUCUGAAAAAUACAUUCUUCCCAUUAGUCAAGAAUGUAUGACUGCUGAUAAAAGCAAUAAUAUCAAAUUUCUUUGUUCCUAUAAGUUUCCCAAAGGGCAGGGGAAAUACCUUUAUGGACCAAUAGCUUAUCUGGUCAUGGAUGAUUUAACUGUGACUCCUUUUAGUAUUCAUUCGGUCAUUUCUAAUCUCCAUGAGAAGGUUAUCCCUAUGUCUGAUGUCGAAGAAAUGGAGCUUCAAGUCGGAUUGAAAGAGGCUAUAAGGAUACUGAAAGCGUCUCUUACAUCCACUUCUGCUCUCACUGAUGCUCUGCUCAAUUCCAUUACGAUCAAACAUCCAAAGAGAAGCCUGAACAUGCGCGAUGCUACUGAAUAA
Salvia hispanica is the source of this 1398-nucleotide messenger RNA. RefSeq lists its product as uncharacterized. The record is from RefSeq and is a predicted model, not a curated record. NCBI's taxonomy places the organism in Eukaryota, Viridiplantae, Streptophyta, Magnoliopsida, Lamiales, Lamiaceae.